This is a messenger RNA of Vanessa atalanta (red admiral), 1836 nucleotides long. Its product is annotated as probable serine/threonine-protein kinase clkA. The record is from RefSeq and is a predicted model, not a curated record. The transcript is spliced from 3 exons. The coding region runs from base 325 to 1836 and encodes 503 amino acids. Lineage: Eukaryota; Metazoa; Arthropoda; Insecta; Lepidoptera; Nymphalidae.
AUACGUUUUAAAUUUAACUAUAUAACUCAACCAGAGGAGACGCAAAGAUAAAUGAACAACAUUGACAUUUAUUUGACGCGAUAUAAUUGGUCGUGAUUUAGGCUUGCGGUAUCUAUACCGCAAGACGUCCACCAACCGACAUCAGUGCACAAACUUGACGCGUUUCAACUUUAGUAUGUGUUGGUGUAAGUGUCGUUAUAGACUGUAAAAACUCUUCAAAGGUAUCGACGGAGUCAAUGGAAGUAUGAACUACCUUCGGUAAUAGGCGCAUUUGGAUACCCUGCAUCAGAUCAAGAGACAAGCGAAGAAGAUAGUUGUCUACAGAUGACCACGGAUAAUGUAGAGAAAAUAAAUGAUUUAGUCGAUAGGAUUUCGUCUUUUAUAAACAAGAUUAGCACGAAGUACGAUGACAUCGAUUUGCGUUUGGUGGAAAUCGCUGUUGAUAAACAUUCAUUGGUUGAAAAUAAAAAGAGUACUACAGUACAUGUUACGAUAAGUGAUUGCUUAGAGGGUGUAAAGCGCACUGAAUACAUCGCACGAGAUUCUAAAUUUGAAGUCAAUGAUGAUAACGAUGUCAGUGAUAACAAACGAGAAACAAAUGAAUACAGAGACGCUGCUAAAGGAUUUGAUGUAGAAGAAUUCAGCGAAAGAGAUUCUAAAUUUGAAAAUACUGAUGACAAUGAUUUUAAUGAUAGCAAACAAGAAACAGAUGAAUACAGCGACGCUGCUAAAGUAUUUGGUGAAGAAGAAUACAACGCACGAGAUUCGAAAUUUGAAAUUAAUGAUGACAACAAUGUUAGUGAUAGCAGACAAGAAACAAAUGAAUACAGCGACGCUGAUAAAGGAUUUGAUGAAGAAGAAUACAGCAAAAGAGAUUCUAAAUUUGAAAAUAAUGAUGCGAACGAUUUGAAUGAUAGCAAACAAGAAACAAAUGAAUACAGCGACGCUGCUAAAGGAUUCGAUAAAGAAGAAUACAACGCACGAGAUUCUAAAUACGAAAAUAAUGAUGACAAUGAUUUUAAUGAUAGCAAACAUGAAACAAAUGAAUACAGCGAUGCUGCUAAAGGAUUUGAUGAAGAAGGAUACAACGCACGAGAUUCUAAAUUUGAAAUUGAUGAUGACAACGAUGUUAGUGAUAGCAGACAAGAAACAAAUGAACACAGCGACGCUGAUAAAGGAUUUUAUGAAGAAGGUAAUAAAAAUAAAUAUGAAUUUGAUUCUGACUCUGUUGAUACAGAAACUUAUAAUGAUAAAGACACACUAAGCGAUGAUUUUAGUUCUUCGGAAGAUUUAAAAGCCAGAAAAAAUUAUGAUGACUUAACUGAUAUUAAUGAGAGUAUUAACAACGAAAACUUCAAUAACGAUUCAAAAGAUACCGAUGAAUUCAUUAACGAAGACUCUGAUCGUUAUUCUGGAAAUUCUAAAGAGAUUUUAGAUACUAAUGAUGAUAUAUUCGAUACGUUUGAUGAUUUUGAAAUUAUUGGAGAUGAAGAUGAUGAUAAUGACCCUAAAAUAAAUAACGAUAAAACAAUAAAUAACAAUAACGACUUAAUAACUAAUGAUGAAACUAUGAACAACCAAGAUUUUGAAAGUAGUGAAGUUGAAACUGAAAAUUCAGCAAAAAAUAACACUGAAAUCAUUAAAUUCAUUAAUUUCAACGAAAUCAACAACUCAGACAACUGUUUCAAGAAGAGAAAUAACACAAACGAAGAAGUUUUGCUUCUAAACGAAGAUGAUAAAGUCUUUUUUAGGGAAAUAGAAAAGAUACGCGGUUCGAAGCCGUUCUUUUUAUAUCAGCGUUUCUUUAACAAUACUUUACAAUUUUGGUUCGUGUAA